Terrapene triunguis (Three-toed box turtle) is the source of this 4034-nucleotide messenger RNA. RefSeq names its product scavenger receptor class A member 3 (gene SCARA3). The record is from RefSeq and is a predicted model, not a curated record. The transcript has 6 exons. The coding region runs from base 454 to 2262 and encodes 602 amino acids. NCBI's taxonomy places the organism in Eukaryota, Metazoa, Chordata, Testudines, Emydidae.
UCCAGCACAUACUUUGUGUGUUGUAUUCCGGCGGGCGGGCGGGCGAGCUCGGGCGGAGAGAACUCCGAGGCCGGCUCGCCCCAGGCCGCGGCCAUGGGAGGAGUAGAGGCUGCCGGGGGAGACCCGCUGCUCGGGGUGGUUUUGAAAUAGCGAGGAAGUUGAUCUGGGCUGCCGACCAAGGAGCGAGAGGGAGAGAGGAAAGGGGGAGCCGGGAGGAGCCAGGAUCAUGCACUCGGCUCGUUGAAGCCCAGCAGGCCAGACGGGGAUGCCCGCGAGGAGAGGCGACCCCGGUGCAGAGCGCUAAGGGGGGGAAGUGUCGGCAGGGAGGGGGCUGUGGGGCCUUUCCCAUCCAGGGGCUGACCAGCCUCCCUUCCCGUGCGUUCCUCGCCCCAGAACCCGCUUGCUUGGACUCAGCAGCAGCUCCCGGCCCCUCCGUGCCCCUGCGAGAGGACCAUGAAAGAAGAAGACCUCAUUGGAGAGGACGACGACAUGCCAUCCUUCAGAUACAGACCAGACGGUGAGGGCGCCGAUCGGCCUGGGAAGUUCAGUGCACGAGAAGACCCAUCAGGCAGGACACGGACCAACUGCAGCCGAUGCCAGAAGAACCUGUCGCUCCAGACCUCCGUCAAAGGGCUGUACGUCUUCUGCGUCUUGCUGAUCAUCGCCGUGAUGGUGCUGGCGUCCCUGGUCUUUAAGAAAGUUAAUUCCAUAGCUGAUGACAUCAGCUCGGCCCAGACUUACUACGAGAAGAAGAUCGUGUCUGUCCAGGAGAACCUCCAGGAGCUCGAUCAGAAAUCCUCGGGGAACUGCUCCUUCUGCCAUGACACAGGGCAGCUGGGGCAGGAGAUAAGCAAGUUGCAGGAAGAGCUGGAGGAGAUUCAGAAGAUGCUCUUGGUGCAGGAGAUCCUGCUGGACCGGACCUCGCAGGGGUACCAGCAGCUGUCAUCCACCAGCAGCAAGAUCACCAGUGAGAUGGACGGCUGCUCGUUCUCCAUCCGGCAAGUCAACCAGACCUUGGGGCAUUUCCUAGCCCAGGUGAGAGGCUGGCAGGCGGCCACCUCGGCGCUGGAUGACUCCCUGAAGGGGCUGCUGCAGGAGCGGUAUGACGUCAAGGCAGUGGUGGAGCAGAUGAACUUCACGGUGGGGCAGACCUCGGAGUGGAUCCACGCCAUCCAGCGGAAGACGGACGAGGAGACGCUGACACUGCAGAAGAUGGUGACCGAGUGGCAGAACUACACCCGGCUCUUUGGAAGCCUGAGGGCCACCUCCUCCAAGACCAGCGAGCUGGUCAAGAGCAUCCAAGCCAGCAUGAGCCUGGCCUCGCAGAGGAUCAGCCAGAACUCGGAAGGCAUGCAUGACCUGGUGCUGCAGGUGAUGGGGCUCCAGCUGCAGCUGGAUAAUAUCUCCUCCUUCCUGGACGACCACGAGGAGAACAUGCACGACCUGCAGUACCACACCAGGUACACGCAGAACCGGACGGCGGAGCAGUUCGAGACCCUGGAGGGGCGCAUGACCUCGCACGAGAUCGAGAUCAGCACCAUCUUCACCAACAUCAACGCCACGGACAGCCACGUGCACAGCAUGCUCAAGUACCUGGACGACGUGCGGCUCUCCUGCACCUUGGGCUUCCACUCCCACGCCGAGGAGCUGUAUUACCUGAACAAGUCUGUCAGCCUUAUGCUGGGCACCACGGACCUGCUGCGGGAGCGGUUCAGCCUGCUCAGCGCCCGGCUGGACUUCGACAUCCGGAACCUGUCCAUGAUCAUGGAGGAAAUGAAAGUGGUGGACGUGCGGCACGGGGAGAUCCUGCGCAACGUCACCGUCGUACGAGGUGUGCCUGGCCUCCCUGGACCCAGAGGACUCAAAGGCGACGUGGGAGUGAAGGGGCCCGCAGGAAGCAAGGGGGAGAAGGGCGAUGGCGGGGGCCUGGGUUCUCCCGGCCCGCAGGGCUCCAGAGGACCUCCAGGCAUCCCAGGCCCUCAAGGCGAGAGGGGACCUAUUGGCGUGAAAGGCGUGCCGGGCUUUAAAGGCGCUAAGGGCAGCUUUGGGCAAGCUGGCCUCAAAGGACAGAUGGGCCUGAAAGGCGACACGGGACCUCAGGGGCCGGAGGGAGCUCCGGGGCCGGUGGGGCCAGCAGGGCCGCAAGGGAAGCCAGGGAUUCCAGGGAAGCCAGGGUCACCAGGCCAGCUUGGCCCCCUGGGUCCGAAGGGAGACCCCGGCGUGCGUGGGCCCCCAGGCUUACCGGGGCCACCGGGUGUCUAAGCCAGCCCCACCCGCAGCCCUGCCCUACGGGGGAUGGGGAGGGGUGGUCUCUGCAGUGCUGAGGGGUGGCAGCUGGCCAGAGGCGCAUCCCAGGGCCCGUCACCAGCAUCCCCCUGGCCCUGCGGGAGAUUCAGCCGGCGAUCCCAGCAGGGAGCCCGACCCCCCGCAUCCCGCCCGGGACGUCCUGCCUGAGCAGAGCGGCUGGGAUCCCCGCUCACCUGCACAGCGCCCCCAGCAGGCAGCCCCCCUUGUUCGUUCACACGCCCUCAGAGACAGCCGAGGGCAGCACGGCCCCCUGGAUGGGAAACCAGCGCUGUCCAUGUCCUGCCCUUCCCUUUCCAAGAGCCUGCUUGUACCUGUUUGACCCAGACACGCGGGGCUGUUUGAAAGGCAAAGAGCUAAAUCUCCAUGUGUCAAUGGGAGUGUGUGUGUGAGAGAGACUGUGCUAGGCCUUGCCAAGAUCGCCCUGGGCUUUGCCCUGCAGCUGGGGAGCUGGGCCCAAGCAGGCUUCCCACGUCUCUCGUUCGCUGGCAGAGCCUGGGCGUUUUGCUGCCUAGCACAGACCAACGUGCCUCCGGUCGCUUCAUUGCCUUGGUUUCCAUCAUCCUCUGCUCCAGCCCUCGCUCACUGCAAGUGGGUCUGGGCACCACGCUCUCAUGCCACACCUGGUCGGGGCUGUCUCUGGCAUCCUACAGUUCUGUAUUCGGACACGUUGAUUCUCCCUCCUGACCCACUUGGCAGCCAGUUGGGCUUGGUCCAGGCAGCCUCAGCUCUUGGUACCCGUUCAGCUCCUGGUGGGCAGAGGCUAUCCAUCACCAUGGGGUCAAUGACUAAUGGAGCAUGGGGGCACCAGGAAUGGGGGAGGGACUUUAUGUGGCUGCAACAGCUGGGGAAGGAAGGGGAGGCCUAGAGAAGUGGGGAGAGGCACCACGUGGGUUUUGGGGAGCACCCUGGGUGGUGGGGGAGGCUGAGCUGUGGGACCAGGGUCAUGAGCCAAAUGGAAGAGGAAGUGUUUGGGGGGAGACGGAGCUGGGGAGCAGUCUGGCUGGGGGGCCUAGAGGUGAAGCAGGCUGGGGGAGGUCUCGGGCUGUCUUGGGAGCUGGGAGGGAUUGGGAAGAGGAGCGGUGAAGAGGCUGGGGAGACUCUGGAUCUGAGCCCCUGACCGGCAAGCGGCCCCAGCGCCGCACCAGAAUGAUGGGCCCAGGCCCUGCCUCUGUUCAGCCACGGGGCCCACGGUCUGCGGCAGGCAUAAAACUGCGGGCAAAAUGGCCUUCCAGAGGCCCGUGUGAACACAACCCUCGGCCUCGCUGUCUGAGCCGGCCCUGUCCCAGAACAGCCACUGUGUUACGGUUCAGACCCUGCCUCUCAUGCUCCAAGCCCGGGCUGGCGCGGGCAUCUACCUGCAGGACCAUCCCCACCCCAUCCCUCGGCCUGCCGCAACCCCCCAAACCCACCCAAAACACCAGCACUCUGGGGAGUGCCCAGUCUGGCUGUCACCCCUGUGCCAGGCCCGAGGGAACCAGUCCAUAGACAAAGUCCCCUAUCCUUGGCUCUGGGCACAGGCAGCAGUGGACUGGGAGGGGGUCUCGUCCCAUUCCUGCUGAGCAGUGAUGGUGCCUUACGCGAUGAGACAUGGCGCAGGCUGGUGUGAUGUUGCGUGCGUGCUACAUGGUGCAGCUGGUUUGCGUCAUCUCUCUCCUGCCCUUUUCACCCCGGUAUCUACCCACGAUAUAAUGGCAAAUGUAUUCCUGGAUCAAUAAAGAUACGACUGU